Molecule: messenger RNA, 2502 nt
Organism: Aspergillus steynii IBT 23096
Lineage: Eukaryota; Fungi; Ascomycota; Eurotiomycetes; Eurotiales; Aspergillaceae
Gene: fbx15
Product: F-box domain protein
Exons: 2
Coding region: 421-2403 (660 amino acids)
Molecular function (GO): protein binding
Source: RefSeq, a predicted model, not a curated record
CCAGGUUUCCGUAAAAUCCAGGAUUAAACAAGCGCUUGGUUGCACCAAUCGCGUUGCUUUCACCGAAGUUCCAAUCCUACACUUAGCAAUUUUAUUCCUUGUCCGAUUCUUUGGCUUUUCUAAAGUGUCUUUGAAGAGCCGCAUCUUCUGAAAGGGCUAAAUAUGCUCCCUUUCCGGUUGCAUUCACGACUAGCCUCAUGGAUUCAUUCGAUUUCUGGUCCGGGUGUCUUCCCUUUGGGCACUAAAUGUCUUUGUGGAUCCGGAAGUCUCCAUCUUUUAUCACUCUUUCUAUAUUAAUCUUUGGGAGGCAAAAUCCUAAAGCCACGCUGACGGUUUAUCUCUGAUCUUAUAUCCUCCUACUUCCAGACUCAGGGCUUCUUUUUCAGAUGUUUUUUCAAAUUACACAACACUACCUCGGUCAUGACGGUCGUGACCAAGAAUCUGGAUUCCAUCCCGUACGAUGUUUUCUACCAGGUAGCUUCAUCAUUGGACUGUCAUGAUUUCGUCCAUCUGAGUCGCGUAAAUCGGUCUCUCCAUGCUUUGAUGCGAUGUGAAUCAAUUGCACGGAAGACAAUUGAGCACAACCUCCUCCAAACCAAAGAAGGCCAAGAAGCAAAACGAACCAAAAAUUAUCGCCGAGCAGUUGGGCGUUUGUUUGACACCAAGGAAGCGUUUGCAACAGCCCAACCGUAUUCAGCUUCGGUUUUGGGCUACGGCAGCGCAUUCCUCUACAGCGGUGGCUCCCUCUGCUACAUCUACAACGACGAGAUUCGCGCCUUGGAUGUACACGGCGCCAGCCAGAUCGAACAGGUGUUGAACCUUUACAGCGUCCUUUCACGCGCCAUCCCAGGAUGCAAUCCGGCAGAAGACACGACGCAAAUAUCCUUGAUGCAAUACGGAUACGGGGUGCUUGCUUUCCUCGUAGAGAUUGUGGAGCGACGCGAAUCCUGGCUGCUGGCGGUGGACAUGCGGCGCAAGGGCAAUUGCGGCAAAAAUGGGCGACUGCGGCUCCGGACGCAGCUCCAGUCAACAAGGCGGCUCUUCGUUCGUCAUGACAACGCCUAUCUCUACUACGGCACGCACUCGGCGUUGGGCUACCAUGGCUAUCCCCAGUGGGCGGUCAGCUGCGUCGAUCUGACAACGGGGCAGCACAUCACCGAGAAACCGAUCGAGUUGGACAAUUUCGCCGGCUGCGAGAUCGGGCAAACGGUUUGUUUUGGAGUCCACGACAAACAUUUAUAUGCUGUGUCGACGCAGGUGGAUUUCGAGGAGGAAGAGGUCGACUGGACGUCGUUCUACGUCUGGGCGUGUUUGUCGCCCGGCAAGAACACGGGCCCCGUGACUCUUAACCGAACUUGGCGGCGACAGCAUCGCGAAGGGCCGAUCAACGACACCUGGUCCGAUCUCUCGCUGCGACAUGACGAGUCGACGAGUAAACUCAUGGUCUUGGAGUGUCGGCGCGAGUGGCGUGACGGUGGCAGCGAAAACUGUCGCACGUAUUACGUGCAGCCCCUGCCGUCGCCCGCCGAGAUUCAGAGUAAGCGACAGGGGGCCAGCGCAGGACAGUUUUCAGCCCCCGCUCCUUUGCCCGACGAACCGUUGACCAAAACCCUGGAUUCUUCCAACAAGCCCAAUUACGAGCGGCCGCGAAAACGCCUACGCCGACAUUUCCAUCAGGAAUACCAAUUGGGUGCCACCGGCAGCGCCAGUGGUGCUAGCCCAACCCAACGCCAGGACUUCAUCCUGGCCAAAACCAAGUUUCGCACAUACAACAUCUCAGCCUCGAGCUUUGUCGAUCUUGUCAAUGACCCGCUCCCUCCGUCGGGGGGUUGCUUCGUGCCACACGACCGACUGCGUUUGCGCGUGGCUUCGCGCAAACGCAAAUGCCCCAUCGACGAGGACGGAGACGAAGGCGACAAGGGACUUUUGUACAAGCCUGAAUUGGCCUCACCGGAUGGCACUCCGAUAGAGAACAGCGAAGAGCGCUAUACAACCCGCGGGAUAUCUCUCUGGCCUCCGGAUAAUGCUCCGCCGGAGCUUAACCAACUUCUAUGUCCAUCCAAACGAGCGGGGAAGGUACAGGCGGUUGCAGAUGAGCGGUCAAUACUCUACUCUGUCGACCAAGACGGCCUUACCCCCGGGAAUCAGGCGAUUAUUCUGAUCAACUUCGAUCCGGCCUUGCGGCUGCCUGGUCUGCAGCACCUAGAGAUGCCCGACCAGCUCAAAGCCCAGAAGACUCAAAAGGGUGUCGACAUUGAGCGACCCCAACUAGCCGAUAUCGGACGGGAACGCCUAAUGCCUCAUACAACAUUUGCCCGGCAAAGGGCAAACCAGGCUGUGUCAUCUGUCCGGGAGGAGCCGGCUAUGUAUCUAAGCAUCCAACGUGGAUAUUGGCUUCGAUGACAUGGAUCUCCCAGCGUUGCGUUUUAUUUUCGGAAGCUCUGUUUUCGGAGGAACAUGAGAUAAAUGACAAAUAGCCGAUAUAAAAAUUCCAAAAUUUCG